GUGUGGAGGCUUCAGACUCCGGCGCCAUUUAGCGCGGAGAGUUUCCCGGGCGGACGCUGCUGUUCUCCUUCGGCCAAUCGUACCCCCAUCUUCGGUGACAGAAGGCGCCUAGUGGGGGUGACGGCUCUUUUCUCUUCUUAUCCCCUUCUCCCGGUCUUCUCGGUCUCCUCUACUCUUGGCCCAGAGAAGCAGCGGAGCUCGGGCCCGCGGUGAGCGGCCCUCCCCUCCCCACCGUUCCCAUCCCUCCGUCAGCCCCCGGCACCGGCCCGGGAGGGGACGAGGGUUUGCCAGGCCCGGGGCGGGCGGGGAGGCCUCGGGGAAGGGGGGGCCCGCUCCUCAGGCGCCGAGGCUUCGAAGCUUCGGCUCCCGGCAUCUGGGCGAUGGGCUCCCUGUGAGACUGGUCCCCCUCGCUGGGGGCGCGUGCGGCAGGAGGCGGCUGCCGAGUGACCGGAGCCCGGGCCGCGGCCCUCCCUCGUCCUGCUCGGCCCCUCCCACCCCUGUGCCCUGGGGCUGCCACCGCCCGGGCGUCGGAGCUCGUCCCUUCCGCGCGGUGCCGCCGCCCUCAGGGCCUAGCCCGCCCUACUCGGCGAGCGCCGGCGGCGGGACCUGAGCGGUCGCCGCAUCCGCAGCAUCCGCCUCGUCUCACCUCACCUCGCCUCACUUGGGUGCCGGCUUCCCUCACCCUGCCCCUCAUGACUGCGGCGCCUCUGCUGCCACAGCCCUGCCGGCCACCGCGCGCCGCAGGAUGGAUGCGGACCGUGCGGCGCUAACCCUAGUGGCUCAGCUCCUGAAUCUCCCGCCGACGAGCCUGCCUCGUGAGCCGCAGCAGCUUCGGUGCCAGCAGCAGCAGCCGCAGCUGGGCCCAGUGUCCCGUGUUGCCUUCGGGGCGCCUUGUCAGUGCUGAGUGGGGAGUCGUCCGGUCCGGGUCGCUCCGAACCCGCUGUAGGAGCGGUGUCCUGCAGACCUUCGCGGCUCCUGCGGGUGGUCCUUUCUUCCUCUUUUCAUUCACAUAUCCAGCCGGCUCGCCUCACCCAGCGUACCAACCAUGUCUGGCGGCGCUGCAGAGAAGCAGAGCAGCACUCCAGGCUCCCUGUUUCUCUCGCCGCCGGCACCGGCCCCCAAGAAUGGCUCCAGCUCAGAUUCCUCCGUGGGCGAGAAACUGGGGGCUGCGGCGACCGACGCUGGAACUGGCAGGACGGAGGAGUACCGGCGCCGCCGCCACACUAUGGACAAGGACAGCCGUGGGGCGGCCGCCACCACUACCACCACCGAGCACCGCUUCUUCCGACGGAGCGUCAUCUGUGACUCCAAUGCCACUGCAUUGGAGCUGCCCGGCCUCCCUUUCUCAGUUCCUCAGGCCGGCGUCCCAGCGGUUGUUCCGCAGAGUGCUCCGUCAGAGCCCCACCGGGAGGAGACCUUGACUGCUACCGCCGCUUCCCAAGUGGCCCAGCAGCCCCCAGUCGCUGCUGCCCCUGAGGAACAAUCUGUCGCGGGCCCUGCCAUCUCGACUGCCCCAAGCAGUACCAGCAAAGACCGCCCAGUUUCCCAGCCCAACCUCGGGAGCAAAGAGGAGCCACCGCCGGCGAGAAGUGGAAGUGGUAGCGGUGGCGGCAGCACCAAGGAGCCACAGGAGGAACGGAGCCAGCAACAGGAUGAUAUCGAAGAGCUGGAGACCAAGGCCGUGGGAAUGUCCAAUGACGGCCGCUUUCUCAAGUUUGACAUCGAAAUCGGCAGAGGCUCCUUUAAAACAGUCUACAAAGGCCUGGACACUGAAACCACUGUGGAAGUCGCCUGGUGUGAACUGCAGGAUCGAAAAUUAACAAAGUCUGAAAGGCAGAGAUUUAAAGAAGAGGCUGAAAUGUUAAAGGGCCUUCAGCAUCCCAAUAUUGUUCGAUUCUAUGAUUCCUGGGAAUCCACAGUAAAAGGAAAGAAGUGCAUUGUUUUGGUGACUGAACUGAUGACAUCUGGAACACUUAAAACGUACCUGAAAAGGUUUAAAGUGAUGAAGAUCAAAGUUUUAAGAAGUUGGUGCCGGCAGAUCCUUAAAGGACUUCAGUUUCUUCACACUCGAACUCCACCUAUUAUUCACCGGGAUCUUAAAUGUGACAACAUCUUUAUCACUGGCCCUACGGGCUCAGUCAAGAUUGGAGACCUUGGUCUGGCAACCCUGAAGCGAGCUUCUUUUGCCAAGAGUGUGAUAGGUACCCCAGAGUUCAUGGCCCCUGAAAUGUAUGAGGAGAAAUAUGAUGAAUCCGUUGAUGUUUAUGCAUUUGGGAUGUGCAUGCUUGAGAUGGCCACAUCUGAAUAUCCAUACUCGGAAUGCCAAAAUGCUGCGCAGAUCUACCGUCGAGUGACCAGUGGAGUGAAGCCAGCCAGUUUUGACAAAGUAGCAAUUCCAGAAGUGAAGGAAAUCAUCGAAGGAUGUAUAAGGCAAAACAAAGAUGAACGAUAUUCCAUCAAAGACCUCUUGAACCAUGCCUUCUUCCAGGAGGAAACAGGGGUACGGGUAGAAUUAGCAGAAGAAGAUGAUGGAGAAAAGAUAGCUAUUAAAUUAUGGCUGCGUAUUGAAGAUAUUAAGAAAUUAAAGGGAAAGUACAAAGACAAUGAAGCUAUUGAAUUUUUUGACUUGGAGAGAGAUGUGCCAGAAGAUGUUGCUCAAGAAAUGGUAGAAUCUGGGUAUGUCUGUGAAGGUGAUCAUAAGACCAUGGCUAAAGCUAUCAAAGACAGAGUGUCAUUAAUUAAGAGAAAACGAGAACAGCGGCAGUUGGUGCGAGAAGAGCAAGAAAAAGAGAAAAGGAAAGAGAGCAGUCUCAGACAGCAGGCUGAACAACAAUCAAGUGCUUCCCAGACUGGAAUCAAGCAGGUCCCUUCUGCUAGCACUGGCAUACCUGCUGCUUCUGCCACUUCAACUUCAGUUUCUACACAAGUAGAACCUGAAGAGCCUGAGGCAGAUCAACAUCAACAACUACAGUACCAGCAACCUAGUAUAUCUGUAUUAUCUGAUGGGACAGUUGACAGUGGUCAGGGAUCUUCCGUCUUCACAGAAUCUCGAGUGAGCAGCCAACAGACAGUUUCAUAUGGUUCCCAACAUGAACAGACACAUGCUACCGGCACAGUCCCAGGGCAUACAGCUUCCGUUGCCCAAGCAUCUCAGCCCCAUGGAGUAUAUCCACCCUCAAGUAUGGCACAGGGGCAGAGCCAGGGUCAACCAUCUUCAAGUAGCUUAGCAGGGGUUCCAUCUUCCCAGCCCAUCCAACAUCCUCAGCAGCAGGGAAUACAGCAUACAGCCCCUCCUCAACAGACAGUACAGUAUUCACUUCCACAAACGACAGCCUCCACUGAGGCCACGACUGCACAGCCAGUGAGUCAACCUCAAGCUCCACAGGUCCUGCCUCAAGUGUCAGCUGGAAAACAGCUUCCAGUUUCUCAGCCAGUACCAACUGUCCAAGGCGAACCUCAGAUCCCAGUUGCAUCACAAUCCUCAGUUGUUCCAGGCCACUCUGGUGCUCAUUUCCUUCCUAUGGGACAGCCACUCCCCACUUCCUUACUCCCACAGUACCCUGUCUCUCAAAUUCCCAUAUCAACUCCUCAUGUGUCUACAGCUCAGACAGGUUUUUCCUCCCUUCCCAUUACAAUGGCAGCUGGCAUUAAUCAGCCUCUGCUCACGUUGGCUUCAUCUGCUACAGCAGCUGCGAUCCCAGGGGGAUCAACUGUGGUUCCUAGUCAGCUUCCAACCCUUCUGCAGCCUGUGACUCAGCUGCCAAGUCAGGUUCACCCACAACUUCUACAACCAACAGUUCAGUCCAUGGGAAUACCAGCUAACCUUGGACAAGCUGCUGAGGUUUCACUUCCCUCUGGAGAUGUUCUAUACCAGGGCUUCCCACCUCGACUGCCACCACAAUACCCAGGAGAUUCAAAUAUUGCUCCCUCUUCCAACGUGGCUUCUGUUUGCAUCCAUUCUACAAUCCUAUCCCCUCCCAUGCCUACAGAAGCAUUGGCUACACCAGGUUAUUUUCCUACAGUGGUGCAGCCUUAUGUGGAAUCAAAUCUUUUGGUUCCUGUGGGCGGUGUAGGAGGACAGGUUCAAGUGUCCCAACCAGCAGUGAGUUUAGCACAACAACCCCCCACUACAUCCUCCCAGCAAGCAGUUCUGGAGAGUACUCAGGGAGUCUCUCAGGUUGCUCCUCCAGAGCCAAUUCCAGUAGCACAGCCACAGCCUACCCAACCUGUCACUUUGGUUUCCUCUAUAGACAGUACACAUUCAGAUGUUGCUUCAGGUAUGAGUGAUGGCAAUGAGAAUGCCCCAUCAUCCAGUGGAAGGCAUGAAGGGAGAACAGCAAAACGGCAUUAUCGAAAAUCUGUAAGAAGUCGCUCUCGUCACGAAAAGACUUCACGCCCAAAAUUGAGAAUUUUGAAUGUUUCAAAUAAAGGAGACCGGGUUGUAGAAUGUCAGUUAGAGACUCAUAAUCGGAAAAUGGUUACAUUCAAAUUCGACCUAGAUGGUGACAACCCUGAGGAGAUAGCAACAAUUAUGGUGAACAAUGACUUUAUUCUAGCAAUAGAGAGAGAGUCGUUUGUGGAUCAAGUGCGGGAAAUUAUUGAAAAAGCUGAUGAAAUGCUCAGUGAGGAUGUCAGUGUGGAACCAGAGGGUGACCAGGGAUUGGAGAGUCUUCAGGGAAAGGAUGAUUAUGGUUUUUCAGGUUCUCAGAAAUUGGAAGGAGAAUUCAAACAACCAGUUCCCACGUCUUCCAUGCCACAGCAAAUCGGUGUUCCUACCAGUUCUUUAACUCAAGUUGUUCAUUCUGCUGGAAGACGGUUUAUAGUGAGUCCUGUGCCAGAAAGUAGAUUACGAGAAUCCAAAGUUUUCACCAGUGAAAUAUCAGAUACAGUUGCUGCCUCUACACCUCAGGGUCCUGGAAUGAAUUUGUCUCACUCUGCUUCAUCCCUUAGUCUCCAGCAGGCCUUUUCUGAACUUAGACAUGCCCAAAUGACUGAAGGACCCAACACAGCACCUCCGAACUUCAGUCACACAGGACCAACAUUUCCUCCUUUCUUGGGUAGUAUUGCUGGAGGCCCAACCACAGUAGCAGCUGCACCUUCAGUAUCAGUCCCUGUAUCAAGCAGCUCUCUUAAUGACAUUUCCACAUCAGUAAUUCAGGCUGAGGUUAUAGUGCCCACUGAAAAAGGGAUUGCUGGAGUUGCCACCAGCACGGGUGUGGUUACAUCAAGUGGUCUCCCUGUACCUCCUGUUUCUGAGUCACCUGUACUUGCUAGUGUGGGUUCAAGUGUCACCAUACCUGCAGUUGUCUCAAUGUCUGCAACAUCCCAGCCAGUUCAGGCCCCCACAUCUGGGAGCAUUGUUUGUAGUACAGGCACUUUGCCUUCUAUGACAGUUUCAACAACUUCAACGUCUGCAGUGGGCAGUGCUGCUGCCCCAGGUGCUAAGCCUCCAGUUGUGUUAUCUCAGCAGGCAGCAGGCACUACUGGGGUAGCUACAGUAACAUCAGUUUCUACCUCCGCUCCAUUCCCAACCAUAACUUCACAGCCAUCCCUUCAGCUUAGCAGCAGCACCUCUGCCCCCACCCUAGCUGAAACAGUGGUGGUUAGUGCACACUCACUGGACAAAACAUCUCAUAGCAGUACAACUGGAUUAGCUUUGUCCCUCUCUGCACCAUCUUCCUCUUCCUCUCCUGGAGUAGGAGUGGCUAGUUCUAUUUCUCAGCCUGGUGGAGUGCAUCCUUUAGUCAUCCCAUCAGUGAUAGCUUCUACUCCUGUCCUUCCUCAAGCAGCAGGACCUACUGCUACACCUAUGUUACCCCAAGUACCCAGUAUCCCACCCUUGGUACAACCUGUUGCCAAUGUUCCUGCUGUACAGCAGACUCUCAUUCAUAGUCAGCCUCAACCAGCUUUGCUUCCCAACCAGCCCCACACUCACUGUCCAGAAAUAGAUGCUGAUACCCAACCCAAAGCUCCUGGGAUUGAUGACAUAAAGACUCUGGAGGAAAAACUGCGGUCUCUUUUCAGUGAACACAGCUCUUCUGGAGCUCAGCAUGCCUCUGUCUCACUAGAGACGUCACUAGUAGUAGAGACUACGAUCACUCCAGGCAUCCCAACCACUGCUGUUGCACCAACCAAACUCAUGACUUCCACUACGAGUACUUGCAUACCACCAACAAAUUUGCCAUUAGGAACAGCUGGUUUGUCAGUUAUGUCAGUGACCACACCUGGGCAAGUUUCUACCCCAGGUAGCUAUGUUUCAGCCCCAGUCAGCACUACAUCAGGAGUGAAACCUGGAACUGCUCCCUCAAAGCCACCUUUAACUAAGGCUCCGGUGCUGCCAGUGGGUACUGAACUUCCAGCUGGUAUUCUGCCUAGCGAGCAGCUGCCACCUUUUCCUGGACCUUCACUAACUCAGUCACAACAACCUCUAGAAGAUCUUGAUGCACAGCUGAGAAGAACACUUAGUCCAGAGACUAUUACAGUGACAUCUGCAGUUAAUCCUGUGUCCAUGGUGGCUCCAACAGCAGUUACAGAAGCAGGAGCACAGCCUCAGAAGGAUGUUUCCCAAGGCACAGAAGGCCCUGUCCUAGCAACUAGUUCAGGAACUGGUGUUUUUAAGAUGGGGAGAUUUCAGGUUUCAGUUGCAAUGGAUGAUGCCCAGAAAGAGGAUAAAAAUAAGUCAGAAGAUGCAAAGUCUAUUCAUUUUGAGUCUAGCACAUCAGAGUCCUCAGUGCUAUCAAGUAGUAGUCCAGAGAGUACCCUAGUGAAGCCAGAUCCUAAUGGGGUAGCAAUCCAUGGUGUCUCCUCAGAUGUGCCAGAUAGUGCUCAAACUCCUGCCUCAGAAGCAAAGUCAGAAACCGGGCAACCUACCAAGGUGGGACGUUUUCAGGUGACAACUACAGCAAACAAAGUGGGUCGUUUCUCUGUAUCAAGAACUGAGGACAAGAUUGCUGAAGCAAAGAAAGAGGGACCAGUGACAUCUCCUCCUUUUAGGGAUUCAGAACAAGCUGUUCUCCCUGCUGUGAUACCAAAGAAAGAAAAGCCCGAACUGUCAGAGCCUUCACAUCUAAAUGGGCCAUCCUCUGACGUGGAGGCUGCUUUUCUAAGGGGGGAUGUGGAUGAUGGUUCAGGUAGCCCACACUCUCCCCGUCAGCUGUGCUCGAAGAGUCUUCCCAUCCAGAAUCUAAGUCAAAGCCUUAGUAAUUCAUUCAAUUCCUCUUACAUGAGUAGUGACAAUGAGUCAGACAUUGAAGACGAAGACUUAAAGUUAGAGCUUCGACGACUACGAGAAAAACAUCUUAAAGAGAUUCAGGACCUGCAGAGUCGCCAGAAGCAUGAAAUUGAAUCUCUGUAUACCAAAUUGGGCAAGGUUCCCCCUGCUGUCAUUAUUCCCCCAGCUGCUCCCCUUUCAGGGAGAAGAAGGCGACCCACUAAAAGCAAAGGCAGUAAAUCUAGUCGCAGCAGUUCCUUGGGAAAUAAAAGCCCACAGCUUUCAGGUAACCUGUCUGGUCAGAGUGCAGCUUCAGUCUUGCACCCCCAGCAGACCCUUCACCCUCCUGGCAACAUCCCAGAGACUGGGCAGAAUCAGCUGUUACAGCCUCUUAAGCCAUCUCCCUCCAGUGACAACCUCUACUCAGCCUUCACCAGUGAUGGUGCCAUUUCAGUACCAAGCCUUUCUGCUCCAGGACAAGGAACCAGCAGCACAAACACCGUUGGGGGAACAGUGAACAGCCAAGCUGCCCAAGCUCAGCCUCCUGCCAUGACAUCCAGCAGGAAGGGCACCUUCACAGAUGACCUGCACAAACUGGUAGACAACUGGGCCCGAGAUGCCAUGAAUCUUUCAGGCAGGAGAGGAAGCAAAGGACACAUGAAUUAUGAGGGCCCUGGAAUGGCAAGGAAGUUCUCUGCACCUGGACAGCUGUGCAUCUCCAUGACCUCAAACCUGGGUGGCUCUGCCCCCAUCUCUGCAGCAUCAGCUACCUCUCUAGGUCACUUCACCAAAUCUAUGUGCCCCCCACAGCAGUAUGGUUUUCCAGCUGCCCCAUUUGGCACUCAGUGGAGUGGGACGGGUGGCCCAGCACCCCAGCCACUUGGCCAGUUCCAGCCUGUAGGGACUGCCUCCUUGCAGAAUUUCAACAUCAGCAAUUUGCAGAAAUCCAUCAGCAACCCCCCGGGUUCCAACCUGCGGACCACUUAGUGAGACCUAGAGACAUUAACUGAGUAGAUCUGGGGGCAGGAGAUGGAAUGCUGAAGGGAGGGUGGGGGGAUGGGGAAGUAGCCUAUAUACUAACUACUAGUGCUGCAUUUAACUGGUUAUUUCUUGCCAGAAGGGAAUGUUUGUAAUACUGCUUUGAGCCCUCAGAAUGGAGACUCUCCUUCCCACUCCAUUUAUUGGAAUGGGACAAGGAGAGAGCAACUUUCUUGUGAAGGGGCUGCUUCAGUCUAUGCUUUCCUGUUUAUCUACACCCACCAGUGAGGCCUAGGGCUAGAAGAGAAUCUUGUUUUCAAGAAGCUACAAGAGAGCUCAAUGUAAAUCCAGUGCCCAUCUGUAUCUGCAAGUGGGUGGAGCUCUUAUUUGUGAUACAUGCCCCCAAUCCCUUACUCCCUCAAGAAUUCAAACCAUCAGACAAAAAAAAAAAAAAAAAAAAAAUGGGGUCCUCUCCUACUCUGCUCCCCACCUCCCCCUUUUUUUUCUCUUUUAGAACCCGGUGAAAAAUAUCAGUGGACUGGGGUUGCAACCCUUUCUUAUAAUAGGUCAUUAGUGCUUUAAGCAAAAGAUAUUAGCAGCUUUGACUGCAGCAUUAGCAAUUAGGAAAAAAAAAUACGUUCCCUGCGGACAUGUAACUUUGCCAUCAGUUUGAUGUGGAAACACUGUGAUAUAUAAAUGUUGUUGGACAACAGUAGUUUUAAGAGUAAAAUAUGAAAGGUUUAAAAAGUUCACACACACAAAAAAAAGCUAGCUCUGUCCUUUACUUAUUGAGACACUUUAACUUUUUCCUUUGUACUUCCAUUGUAUUAGAUAAAUAAAUGUGAAUGUAAAAUUGUAUAAAUUACUGUACUUGAAUACUUCUGUUCUCCCAGUAUUGCUUGCUGGAUAUUUUAGUGCCUUGGACUUCUAUUGCUUCUGCCAUUAGCAUCAAUUACCAGAUUCCAGAUCAACAAAGGGCCUGUGGAAAGAACAUUUAGGUCCAUGUGACCCCAGCAGUGGAUAUGCCAAAGGGAAAAGAGUAUUUUUUUUUUUUUUAAAGUCAUUCAACAGUUUUGUCUAGAGCAGGUAUGAGUAAGGUGAGAAGUUGACAUCAGUGGUUGAAAGCAGAAAGUUCUAUUUCAGGAAUAGUUAGGAGGGGUGUUAUAACAAAAUUGCACAAUUUAAAAGAUUAAAGGAGGUAUGAGCUAAGAGAAAGAAAAAGAAAGGUUAAUUAAAAGGGGAACACACUUGUUUUGAAGAUACCUGAUGCCUGGCCAGAUUGUGGUAAACCUUACUUAUUUGAGCUGGGCUUGAACAGAUGAGACCUGGAAGAAAUUAAACAUAAAGAGAAGGGGAGGGGGAGCUCGUUUUUAAGGUGGGAAGAGUGAUAGUGAAAAGUCACAGAUGGAGAAAGUUGCUCUAACAAAAACCAUUUGGGCUGCUCUCCUUAUGUACCUGCACCAUGCAUUUCUCAGCUUGGGGUACUCUAGUCUAUGGAAAGUGAACCUACUUCUGACUUAAUAAGCAUUGUAGCAAAGAAUGCUUUUUCUAUUUUCUCUAUGAUGAUGUCCAAAUGGUUGCAGGAUCAUAAUCUAUCGUGCCACCUGUUUCUACAUUUAUAACUAAUAUUCUCACAUAUUCAUUUACAUACUCCCCUUACAUAACUGCAACCAACCAGUAUUAUUUAAUGCUAUGCCUAGUUGUAAUGUGCAGUUCUGUUAUUUUCAGAACUUUCCAGAAGUACUGUCCUAAUUGACUAUGUUUGGGAUAUUCUCAGAACGUGGGGAAAGAAACUAGGACUCUUUCUUGGGUGCUGCUUCUCUUGACUUAGUUGGGACAUGCCAUAUUUUCAACCUUUCACCCACCUCAGUGGCACAUCCCCAGAGCCUCCAUGAUAAGAAGAGCCUGGUAGCUAUCCAAUCUUUUUUGUUCCUUUUUGGCCCUGGUCCUGUUUUCUUUAUUAAGUUGGCCUAGGCCCAGAGAUGCAAAUGAGAACUAAAGGUUUUCAGGAGGUAGAAAUGAAAGGGGCAAGGGUUCCAAGCCCUGCUUCAGAAGUGUUGAACUAUUUUUCUUUGCUUAUAAUUCUUGGGGAGAGGGUAAGAGUGAGAACAAAGAAGGUGGCGAGUAAAUGAGAAAUGGAUCACUUGAGGUGAAUGAAAUGAUAAGUUUCUACCAGAGGAAUGAGGGUGCCAAAUGCAGCACAUUGUUUUGUUAUUUUGGUUUAGCAAUUUUGAGGUCUUUUCACUCACACAAAAAUAAGAACUGGUUUUAUUUACUGUUGAUUUUUCCCCUGCCUGUGGAUGAAAUAACUGAAGCCUAGAGGAAUGAACUAGUGCUACUGAACUGUUUAAAUUAUUUUUGUUAAUAGUACCCUUCGAGUAUCUUUUUCCACAUUAAAAAGAACUUUCUGAACUAUAAAUGUUUUCCUUACAUUAUUUAACAAUGUACACUGUUUAAAAAAACAAACUGAAUUCAAACCUUGGGGGUUUCUCAGCAGCCGUUAAUUGUACAUUUUGCACUAACUCUGGGUGUUGCGCUUCUUGUAAGAUUGCGCUUUGUGCUUCAGUUUGUUACCUUUGUAGACUUAUUUAAUGAAACCAUUCAAAUAAACCAAACUUGCUUUUGUUGA
Molecule: messenger RNA, 10817 nt
Organism: Sciurus carolinensis (gray squirrel)
Lineage: Eukaryota; Metazoa; Chordata; Mammalia; Rodentia; Sciuridae
Gene: Wnk1
Product: WNK lysine deficient protein kinase 1
Biological process (GO): protein phosphorylation; positive regulation of sodium ion transmembrane transporter activity; negative regulation of sodium ion transport
Cellular component (GO): cytosol; cytoplasm
Molecular function (GO): potassium channel inhibitor activity; protein serine/threonine kinase activity; ATP binding
Source: RefSeq, a predicted model, not a curated record